AUGAGAGGAGGAUCGCUGAUUGCCACCGCCCUUGUGGCUGGUUCCGCCAGUGCCGCCCAGCACCGAAUGCCGCUGAAGAAGGUGCCGCUGUCUGAGCAGCUUGCCUCCGCCAACAUCGCCCAGCAUGUCGAGCAUCUGGAGCGCAAGUACAGCCAGCAGUCGCCGAUGCAGAACCUCUACAAGAGCGACGAGAGCGAGUUCGCCAUCCUGCCUGAGAAGAAGCACCCCCACGUCGUGCCCGUCGACAACUUCUUGAAUGCGCAGUACUUCUCCGACAUUGCCAUUGGCACGCCGAAGCAAGAGUUCAAGGUCGUGUUGGACACCGGCUCCUCCAACCUGUGGGUGCCCAGCCAAGACUGCGGCUCCAUCGCUUGCUACCUGCACACCAAGUAUGACCACAGCGACUCGAGCAGCUACAAGAAGAAUGGCUCGUCUUUCGCCAUUCAGUACGGCUCUGGAUCGCUCGAGGGCUACGUCAGCCAGGAUACUGUGUACAUUGGCGACCUCAAGAUCAAGCACCAGGACUUCGCUGAGGCCACUUCCGAGCCCGGUCUGGCUUUCGCAUUUGGCCGCUUCGACGGCAUUAUGGGUCUCGGCUACGACACCAUCUCCGUCAACGGCAUCGUGCCUCCCUUCUACAACAUGCUCGACCAAGGCCUCCUUGACGAGCCCGUCUUCUCCUUCUACCUCGGCGACACCAACAAGGAAGGCGACGACUCUGUUGCCAUCUUCGGCGGUGUCGACAAGGACCUCUACAAGGGCGAGAUGGUGAAGAUCCCCCUGCGCAGGAAGGCAUACUGGGAGGUCGAUCUCGAUGCCAUUACCUUUGGAGACGAGUCCGCUGAGCUCGACGGCACCGGCGUCAUCCUCGACACCGGCACCUCUCUCAUCGCCCUGCCCAGCACUUUCGCCGAGCUCCUCAACAAGGAAAUCGGUGCCAAGAAGGGCUUCAACGGACAGUACACCGUCGAGUGCGACAAGCGCGACUCCCUGCCCGACCUCACCUUCACCCUGACCGGCCACAACUUCUCCAUCAGCUCCUACGACUACAUCCUCGAGGUCCAGGGCAGCUGCAUUAGCGCCAUCAUGGGCUUCGACAUCCCCGAGCCUGCCGGUCCCUUGGCCAUCUUGGGUGAUGCUUUCCUGAGGAAGUGGUACUCCGUCUACGACCUCGGCAACAACGCCGUUGGCCUCGCCAAGGCGAAGUAA
This is a messenger RNA of Neohortaea acidophila, 1209 nucleotides long. Its product is annotated as aspartic endopeptidase Pep2. NCBI's taxonomy places the organism in Eukaryota, Fungi, Ascomycota, Dothideomycetes, Mycosphaerellales, Teratosphaeriaceae. The record is from RefSeq and is a predicted model, not a curated record. Gene Ontology annotation, molecular function: aspartic-type endopeptidase activity. The transcript has 2 exons. Gene Ontology annotation, biological process: proteolysis. Gene Ontology annotation, cellular component: fungal-type vacuole. Bases 1 to 1209 code for a protein of 402 amino acids.